UCGUUAAAAAUUUUGUUAGGCAGUCAGUGAGACGGCAGUGCGCCGGAUGCAUCGACAGCUUGGAGCCAGAAUAGACUGUGAAAUACUGCUGUUGCGUACUCAGCGAAUACUAAUUUAUUAUGUAUAUAUUGUGUAUAUUUAAUUAUAAUGUGUUCAAGAACAAACGCGUAGAUAAGAGUGUAUUGUGGUUCUAAGAAAUGCUGUUAAAAAAAUUAAGGGAAAUAUAAAAAUACAUUUGAAUACCAACAAAUAUAUAUUAUAUAUUAUGUAUAUAUAUGUAUAUAUACAUAUAUUUAGUGCUGCGUUGCGUUAAUUUGUAGCGUGUGACGGUUGUGUAGUAAGCGGUGUUUUCGCAUAAUUUAUUGUUGUAUAUGAAAAUAAAUUUAUAGUAUUUAAUUAAAGACAAAUUGUUUACGCGCUAUAAAAUCAUUAAUAAAUACAAGAAAAAAUGCCAUCGCAGUGUAUAUUCGAAUUCGAUCGGCCGGAACCGGUUUACUAUAGCGGCGAAAUAAUUAAUGGACGCAUUAACUUGCAUACAACCAGCGAGAAGACCGUUAGAGAAGUCUACAUACUGUUUGUCGGCGAAGCGAAGGUGCGCUGGGAAGAGAGCCGCACACGCUCUAGGGAUGGCAAAACCGAGCACUAUAACGAAUAUUAUCGCGCUAACGAAACUUAUCUACACUCGAAAACAUGCGUACAUGGCGAGGGUACGCUGCAGCCUGGCACAUAUACUUAUACCUUUUGUAUACCAUUACCGCUGGAGUGUCCGACAUCGUGUGUGGAGAAAUAUGGUAAAAUUGCAUACGAACUGUCGUUGGUGAUAGAUAGACCGUAUCGCUUCGAUAAUGUAUUCAAAAAGCCGCUAACGGUUCUAUACCAAGUGAAUUUGAAUAUGCUGCCAGAGUUAUUGAUACCUAUCAAAAAUGAGGAUAUCAAAUACUUUUGCUGCUGGCCAUGUUCUUCCGGACCGGUGAUAUCCACACUGACCAUACCGUUUGGCGGUUAUGCGCCUGGCCAGCGUAUUAAAUACGUACUCGAAAUAGACAAUCAAUCGACUGGCUAUGAUUUGGAAGAUGGCGUCGAAUUGAAACUGACACAGAUUUACAGCUUCGAGGCACAUACGCCGCACAGAAAGACACGCUAUCACAGCAAUGCAUUGGCACGCGCCGAACAGGGUAUGCAAUGCUUGAGACUGUCAAAGCGCCUAAUCGAGGGCUCACUGCUAAUACCGCCUGUGCCGCCUACCUCGAAUCGAAAUUAUAUAAUUGGUGUGCGUUAUGAGAUUAAAAUGUCCAUAAAUACCGGUUGUUGCCACACAGAUUCCGAAAUAGUCAUACCCAUAACAAUUGGAACGGUGCCUUUGGCACAGAGUGCUACCAAUCCAGAAAAUGCAAUUGGCUUGUUGCCAACGGCACCAGCAAUUCCCGAUACACCGGGCACACCAACUGGCAGCGAUGCGCCGCCGAAUUAUGAGAAAUUCAAGCCACCUUCCUUCGACGAGGCCACCACCAUUGGUGGAAAGUUCAUCGAUCGUGAUGUGGAUGAGCGUAAUCGUACCGAUGAAUUUAUACCCAGAUAUCCGAUGUAUACGAAUUUCGCUGUGCCCACAGCGCCGUCUGCCGUGGGGAGUGAUGGCGUCGAUGCACCAUUAUUGACAUCGUAUACUGCACCACCACCUUAUGACCUAGAUGGUCAGCAGAACAAUCAACCGGCGACACGCGCCACAGCAGGCUAUGGCUGGAAUAGUUGAAGUUUUUAUUCCUGCAGUGCGACUCUCUUAAAUGGCCUACAUUUACUGUUAUAGGCGACUAUACUUACAGUUUUGAUGUUCAAACCGAUUUUGCAAUCUCUUUUGUAUAUGAAUUUGCUUAAAAAGUCAAUAAACUAAAGUUUACCAUAUUUUACACACUAAAA
Messenger RNA from Zeugodacus cucurbitae (melon fly), 1914 nucleotides. Its product is annotated as arrestin domain-containing protein 3. Gene Ontology annotation, cellular component: cytoplasm. Bases 449 to 1750 code for a protein of 433 amino acids. The transcript is spliced from 5 exons. The record is from RefSeq and is a predicted model, not a curated record. NCBI's taxonomy places the organism in Eukaryota, Metazoa, Arthropoda, Insecta, Diptera, Tephritidae. Gene Ontology annotation, biological process: protein transport.